Messenger RNA from Fomitiporia mediterranea MF3/22, 615 nucleotides. RefSeq lists its product as uncharacterized. The record is from RefSeq and is a predicted model, not a curated record. NCBI's taxonomy places the organism in Eukaryota, Fungi, Basidiomycota, Agaricomycetes, Hymenochaetales, Hymenochaetaceae. The transcript has 2 exons. The coding region runs from base 1 to 615 and encodes 204 amino acids.
AUGCUCAGCAUCACCUUUGAUGGGUCCACACUGCGUGCGUUUACUUUCCUCAGUGCCGUGCAUGACACCAUUUCGAACGGAAGCAGUGACCCUCCACUCCUCUCUCAGCCCGGUCUGUCCACACUAUCCACUUCACCCUCUCCCUUCAAGCCAGAACGUCCCAGAGAUACACCUUUGAAAUCAUCCACAGCUACUGCUGUGUUCACUGCACCUCCGAUUGCAUGUCGAAGCCAGAACAUGCAAUGCGCUUGCUCAGACAUGUUUUCCCCUACAGCCCAAAUUAGCUCGUUCAACGCUCCGGAUUUCAACCCAGGUGAACCACUCACACUCGCUGUACGCUGUCGUAGUGCAUCCAUCUUUUCUCUCCUAUUGCGCAGCCUCAACCUCCACAACCUGCUCGACCCCAACCCACAUGCACACGCAAUUCGACUCACAGAGUCUGAGCGACGAUCAAAACGUGGUGACGAAGACUACGUUGAACAGCCUGAGGAUGCGUUCAUCAUUUUCCGACACGAAUCCCGCUCGCAGAAGAACCAGGCAGAGGCAGCUAGUGGUGCAGGGGUUGGGACUGUAGAAAUAAUAUAUUAUUUACUAUUUUUGUAUUCUGUAAUUUAA